AUGCACCACCAGCUGCUCACAUAUACAAAAAGCAUCACGGCCGUUCUUCACGCUUACGGCGCGGCCCUCAAGAGUCGUAACGUGGAAGAGGCUGUCGCUCUAUACACCUCCGAUGGCGUGAUCAUGCCGCCUCAUUUCACAGCCGCUGCAGGCACUCCAGCUCUUCGCGAGUCCUACACACGCAUAUUCUCUAGCAUCCAACUGGUCAUCAAGUUUUCUAUUGAUGAGAUUGUUGUCAUGUCCCCAGAUUGGGCAUUUGCAAGGACUACAGCUGAGGGAACCAAGACGAUGCUGGCGACACAGGAGUCGGAGGAGCAUGCCAAUCAGGAGCUCUUUAUCAUGAAGAAGGAGGGCGGGAGCUGGAAGAUUGCGAGAUAUGCGUUUUCAACGAUGAAGCCUUUGGUUCAGAAUGGUAAACAUGAGCAAAAGAACACUUAG
Colletotrichum chrysophilum is the source of this 438-nucleotide messenger RNA. RefSeq lists its product as uncharacterized. Lineage: Eukaryota; Fungi; Ascomycota; Sordariomycetes; Glomerellales; Glomerellaceae. The record is from RefSeq and is a predicted model, not a curated record. The transcript is spliced from 3 exons. The coding region runs from base 1 to 438 and encodes 145 amino acids.